This is a messenger RNA of Melanotaenia boesemani (Boeseman's rainbowfish), 4263 nucleotides long. It is a transcript of the gene tecpr1a, whose product is annotated as tectonin beta-propeller repeat containing 1a. The transcript has 24 exons. The coding region runs from base 150 to 3782 and encodes 1210 amino acids. The record is from RefSeq and is a predicted model, not a curated record. Gene Ontology annotation, cellular component: membrane. Lineage: Eukaryota; Metazoa; Chordata; Actinopteri; Atheriniformes; Melanotaeniidae.
AGAUUAGGGAGUAAAUAUCAACAGCCACUGUACACGUUAUGACAUAGACUGCUAUCCAUUCAUUUAAACUCGCCGAAUGAAGAGUGGUAACAUACCACCUCUGCCGUUUGACGUUUUAUGAGAGGAAGCUCAAGGCACCUGUUGCAGCCAUGCCUGUCUCCCUGCUGUGGGCGGUGGAUGUAUACGGACGGGUCUACAGCCUGUCCACAGUGGGACAGCAGUGGGAACAGUGCCGCGAUGCCCAGAUGGAGUUCAAGCGGGCGACGGCAGCUCAGCAGUGCUGCUGGGGCAUCGGGUGUGAUAACAGCAUUUACCUGAACGUCCAUGCUUCUGACCUGCCCGUCCGCUACAAAGAGGAGACCUAUGAGAACCAACGUUGGAAUCCUGUCGAUGGUUUCUCAGCACAUUUGCUGCCAAGCGACCGCUGGCAGUGGAGUGAUGUCACAGGUCUGCAACACCAGCCUCUGGACAGCUUCCAGCUUCCUUCCAGCAGCUGGGAGUGGGAGAGUGACUGGUACAUUGAUGAAAACUUUGAGGGUGAGCCUACAGAGAAGGGGGGGUGGACGUAUGCCAUCGAUUUCCCCGCCACUUACACCAAAGACAAGAAGUGGAACUCCUGUGUCCGUCGCAGGCGAUGGCUUCGCUACAGGAGGUACAAAGCCAUGGACACCUGGGCUAAGAUCCCCUCACAGCAGACGACUCUACCAGAUCCCUUCAGUGAUAUCAGCUGUGGAGGUUGGGAGAUCAGUGAGGAGCCCAGAGGACGGCUGUCACUGUGGGCUGUGUCCCUACAGGGCAAGGUGUGGUUCAGAGAGGGAAUUUAUCAUCAUAAUCCUGAGGGCUCUUCAUGGGAUGAGGUCCCUCUCCCUGGAGAGGUGGUCCAGAUCAGCUGCGGGCCAGGGGACCUGGUCUGGGCGGUGCUGUGGGAGGGACAGCUCAUUGUUAGGGAAGGCAUCAGCCGAGACUGCCCCAAAGGUUCUUCCUGGGCAGUGGUGGAGUCUCCGAGCCUGGAGGUUGGGGCCAUACAUGUAGCUGUGGGAGUCAACGUUGUUUGGGCUGUGACCAAGGACAAUAAAGUGUGGUUCAGGCGUGGUGUGAAUUCUCACAACCCCUGCGGUUCCGGCUGGAUCAGCAUGGUUGGAGAAAUGAUUAUGAUCAAUGUGGGACUCAACGAUCAGGUGUGGGCUAUAAGCUAUGAGGAUCGGGCCAUGUACUUCAGACAGGGUGUGACCUCUAGUGAACUAAGUGGUAAAACAUGGAAGGUCAUCACUGUUCCCCGAGAUGGAGACCGAUCCCACUCCAGCGCCAGUGCAACCAGCCUGCAGAGUGCUGGAUGUUUUUUCUCUGGUGAGGUGCGUGCUCAGUCAGUUGGAAGUGAUGCAGAAUCAGACAUCGGGAAAGCUUCUGCAGAUGGAGCCAGCGGACAUGUCACAUCUGCCUCCCCAGAGCUCUUUGUUGAUGCUCCCACAGACCCCUCUCCUGACGCCCCCAAACCCCGCAUCCCCAAGGUCACCAGUGACAGCUUCAUCUCCGAACUCGUCUCUGAUCGAGAAUCAGGGAAGACUUCAAAGCAUGUUGGCUCAGCCGCUCCAGCUGUCUUGGAAGAGGAGGUCUUACCCCCAGAAGGAGAGGUCAAAGUUCCCUGUGCCGAUGUAGCUCUUUCUCCUAGCCAAGCUGGGGGCGGUUUUCCUGGUCCCCAAUGGAGUAAUGUAGACCUGGAGGAGGCACACAUGCAGCAGGCUGAGACUGGAGCUGUGCAGGAUUCAGCCGACACCUGCAGCUUGUCUUCUGUAGCCACCUACACCCUUGCCAUGGAGGACCCAUAUGGGGCAGAUGAGCAUCCUCUGUGGGCGUGGGUCAGUGGAGGAGGUUGCUCUGUGGAUAGCCACUCACAACUCAGCUGGUUUAACUGCUCCAUGAACACAUCUGUGUUGCAGUCAGUCCAGUCUUUGAGUUUGUCAGUCACCCCAGCCCAGACAGCCGCUUGGCGGAGACAAAUCUUUGAGCAGCUCAAUGAGAGGACCAAGAGAGAGCUGGAUAAUUUCAGACAUUACGAGCAAGCCAUAGAACAGUCUGUAUGGAUGAAGAAGGGAACCAUGCAGUGGUGGAGAGACUGGAAACCACACAAGUGGAUCGAUGUUCAUUUUGCCUUGGAGCAAUUCUCGGGACCAGAGGGCAACAAGGACGGCAUCCUGUUCAUUUAUUACAAUUAUUAUGCGGAGAAAAAGUACCUGCAUGCCUUCAUUAAUGAAGUGACUAUUCUGGUCCCUGUGUUAAAUGACUCCAAACACACUUUUGCCAUCUACACUCCAGAGCGUACAAAACAGAGGUGGCCGAUCAGACUGGCAGCCGCCACAGAGCUGGAAAUGCAUGACUGGCUGGCAUUGUUGAGUGUGUCAUGCUGCGACUCCAGAGGAAUCCGGGGUCCUCCCUCCAAACAGGCCAUAUGGUCCAUCACCUGUAAAGGGGACAUCUUCGUUAGUGAGCCCUCUUCUGCCCUAGAAGCCAUGCCUUACCCAAUACCUUGUGACCAGAUGUUCUGGCGGCAGGUCGGAGGCCACCUGCGUAUGGUGGAGUGUAACAGUGCUGGGAUCGUAUGGGGGAUUGGCUAUGACCACACUGCCUGGAUCUACACUGGUGGCUAUGGAGGAGGAUUUUUUCAGGGACUGGCCAGCAGCACAGACAACAUUUACACUCAGACUGAUGUCAAGAGUGUUUACAUCUACGAGAAUCAGAGGUGGAACCCCGUCACCGGCUACACCAACAGAGGUCUCCCAACAGAUCGCUACAUGUGGAGCGAUGCAUCAGGAUUACAUGAGUGCACAAAGACGAGUACAAAACCUCCCUCUCCUCAGUGGACAUGGGUGUCUGAUUGGGCUAUCGACUACAGCGUGUCUGGAGGGACAGACAGAGAAGGCUGGCAAUAUGCUGCUGAUUUUCCAGCGUCAUAUCACGGCUAUAAAACGAUUAAGGACUUUGUGCGGCGCAGGCGAUGGGCGAGGAAGUGUAAAUUGACCACUACGGGGCCAUGGCAAGAAAUCCCCCCCAUCCCACUGAGUGAUGUAACUAUCCUGCCAUGUGCAGCUCAGAGUACCGUGGACACAGUUCCUGUGUGGGCGAUCAGUAACAAGGGAGAUGUGCUCUGUCGACUGGGAGUCACCGCACUGACACCUGCAGGAUCCUCAUGGCUCCAUGUGGGGACAGACCAACCUUUUAAGUCCAUCUCCAUCGGAGCUGCCAGCCAGGUUUGGGCCAUUGCCAGGGACGGCUCUGCUUUCUACAGGGGCUCUGUCUCACCACAGAGUCCAGCAGGAGACUGUUGGUACCACAUCCCCUCUCCAGCCAAACAGAAGCUGAAGCAGGUGUCUAUUGGCAGGACAUCGGUCUGCACUGUAGAUGAAAAUGGUAACCUGUGGUACAGACAGGGUGUGACACCUAGCUAUCCUCAAGGCUCCUCUUGGGAACACAUUUCUAACAAUGUGCGUAAAGUUUCCGUAGGACCCUUGGAUCAGGUGUGGGUCAUAGCAGACAAGGUUCAGGGCACCCACAGUCUGAGCUGCGGGACAGUGUGCCAUCGACUCGGAGUCCAACCCCUGGAACCAAAGGGACAAUCAUGGGAUUAUGGCAUUGGGGGUGGAUGGGACCACAUCACAGUGAGGGGAAACUCCAUGGAGCCGCCCCGCAUCCGUCUCCCCUCUCUAACAGAGCCCUCUGGCCCGGCCCCUCACAGCCCCCUCCCAGUCAGGAACUCAGAUGUCAACGGCAGCGCUGUGGGCUGUUAGACACACAUGUGCACACAUACUGUACGAAGCCAUCCAAAACCAUACUACCUUUCUAGUGAUUUAGAGUAGUAGAGAGCAGGUUGUAGUUUUCACAUCACCUGAGCCAGUGCAACAGAGAAUUGUGACUUUGGGACAAUCUGUGUGGAAUUCUGCCAACAUAAAUGCUGAGCUGAAUCUGUUUCUUGUUGUAUGAAGACUACUGAUGUUUUUGUUUUGCUCUGGAUGGGCAUUUCAGUGUUAUGUUGUUUUGCGUAGUGCUGUUUGCCUUAUUUUAUUCAUCAAGAUGUGAAUUUUAUUUUGUGUGGUUUCUGUGUAUAAAAUUCCAUGUUUCAGGUCAAGGUAACUGUAGAAAAAAAACAUGUUUUAAAAAGUUUUUUUUUUUUAUUAUUUUGUGAAAGGGAAGCGAUAAGUGUACUUGAAUUAUAGUCAUAUACCUGCUUAGCUACCAGGUAAGAAUAAAAUUAUUUUCUGAAGCAUUAAA